Messenger RNA from Nakaseomyces glabratus, 1473 nucleotides. RefSeq names its product Hsp90 cochaperone SHQ1 (gene SHQ1). Lineage: Eukaryota; Fungi; Ascomycota; Saccharomycetes; Saccharomycetales; Saccharomycetaceae. Gene Ontology annotation, biological process: box H/ACA snoRNP assembly. The record is from RefSeq and is a predicted model, not a curated record. Gene Ontology annotation, cellular component: nucleoplasm; cytoplasm.
AUGAUUACUCCAAAAUUUGAAGUUAGUCAAGACGAUGACUUUGUCUAUGUCAAUAUAAAGAUUACCAACAUUAGAUUUAAUUCUGGUGGAUUAGAAGUUGUCGUUGAUAAGACAAUGUUAUUUUUCUACUUAUCACCAUACUAUCUGCGUCUCAGAUUUCCUAAUGAAGUGCUCGAUGAUGACGAUCACCCUACAGAAGCACAAUAUAGGUCGAAGGAUGAGUGCAUAUUUAUCAAACUUCCAAAAGCAGUCAAGGGCCAAUAUUUUGAUGACUUGGACAUACCGACAAAACUGUUAGCUAGACAAGGAGAUAUUAUAGGUGCGGAUAUGGUUGAAAAAUCAACAGAAAUUAAAAAAGGACCGCUGAUCCAAGAAAUUGAUUCUACCACGAACACAGAAAAGAAUGUUGAAAAUAUUACGCAAAUGGGAGAGCAGUUUGAUUGGGAAAUCAAACAAAAUGUUAGCUCUGAACCCACAUUAUCUCUGAAUAAGUACGGAUUUGAUGCGCAGUACAAUGGCCUAAUUGGCGUAUCUAUCCCAAACGGUAAUGAUAUAAACGAACUUAAUGACCCUGAAAAUACUACUGAAAACGAUAGAAUAAAAGAAAGAUUAAGCAAAGAAAACCUGAAGUUUGAUCCAGAUUAUUAUGUCUCUGAAUAUAUGGUUUCUAAAUAUGGCUCUGAGGAGGAUCUCGAAGUCAAUGGGAUAAAGAAACUUCUAGGAUUUACACCGAGGAUUGUAAAAGAUUUUCUAGGAUGGUAUAAAUCAAUAGAAGAUAAGGAAUCAUUUUAUCCAGUCGAGUUCACUGAAUUUGAACAAAAUCAAAUGGUAAAUAAUAUUCCUAAGAAGGAGUACUUAGUCAACGAAAUUGAUCAUAUAAAAAAGCUUUACUUGACAAUUGUAAACGUUGUCUUUGCAUAUAUUUAUGACUCUAUUGAGAACGAAGAUGCUAGUAAUAGUGAAAGUGCGUGGAAUAUUGGUAAAUUAACGCCUCAAAUUGCAUUUUUAGACCAGAAGUUACAAUUAGAAGAAGUCGAAGGUGUGAGCAUAAUAAAAGUAUUGAUAUACACAGGAUUCAGGAGAGCAUUGAGUUAUCCGUUGCACAGAAAUUAUGAUCUAUGCAAUAAGGCUUGGGAAUACACUUAUUACAUAUUAAGAGGCGGUAAAAAGUUGGUGUUGAGGGCAUUAUUGAAGGUACAUGAAAUAUUUAGAUUUCAUGAUGCAUACUAUGUAUACAAUAAGAUUCUACUAGAUGAUCUAGUCUCAUGGUUUAUAAAUAACGGGAAUGAAAAUGUUCUGAGAGGUUUGACCAUGGAGUUCAAGAAAGAACUAGAUACCAUUUCGAAGGAGACAAUAGAUUUCGAUUGCCUAGUGGAACUUGAUCAAGAGACUGGUGAACCAGUGUGGGAGAAUAUGACUAUAAAGGAAAUGGAAAUACUGGCUGAGGCGGAGUAUCAGUCUACUCAAGAAUAA